Molecule: messenger RNA, 2397 nt
Organism: Chara braunii
Lineage: Eukaryota; Viridiplantae; Streptophyta; Charophyceae; Charales; Characeae
Source: the annotation of a GenBank genome assembly
ACGGUAGGCAACCCCUCCCCGGGUUUUCCCCACAACGUGUCGCUGUCGACGAUGACGGCACGCGAGGAAUCGUCGCCGGGGCCCAUCCGUUUGGUCCAUGCUUUUGGUUCGUCGACCCGUCGUCCACCAUAAAGGUCUUCCGCUUGUGCCUUCUCCAGCAUUGAAGGUCGGCGCACAUGGUGCACAACGACGACAUCCACGGGGGACGCCCUCUGCCUUUUCUCCUCGUCGUCGCAGCGCAAAGCCACUACGAAGUCGCUCGUUUUUUCGCUGUCGUUGUUGGCUUGGUUUUCUUCGGCGUCGUCGUUUCUUCGCUGUGGAUAUUUUCGAUCUCCUUCUCGCCGCGGAACCUUCUCGCCGCGGAUCCGUAUCGCGCCUUGAGAGGUCCAGCGUCCAUCAGUCGCCAAGAUCUUCUUCUCGCCGCGGAGCGGUGCACGCUGGCUUCGUCUCCUUCACGUGCGCGACUUCAUCAGUGUCGUCGUCGAUCGUCGCUCUCGCCCUUCAUCGUUCUCCUUCUCGCCGCGGAUCCUUCUCGUCGCGGAUCCUUCUCGCUGCGGAUCCUUCUCGCCGCGGAUACGUUUCGCCCCUUCAGAGGUCCGUCGUCGCUUCGCGAAGAUCUUCAUCUCGCCGCGGAGAAGUGUCCGCAGGGUUCAUCUCCUUCUCGCGUUCGCGUCGACGUGGACAUAGUGUGCGUGGCGAGGGCGAGGACGAAUUGCUCCCCAGGGCGCCAAAGGCGCUUGUUCGUCGUCGACGCGAACAAAGGCGUGGCCACAAACGGCCAUUGACGGAGGCGGGAAGCAUGUCUACGUGCGGCGGCGCCCAUGGAAAGAAGCGGGAAAACAUCCCCGCGGACAGUCAGGGGCGGGAAAGGGGUCGGCGACAUGUCCCAAAGGCGAAGAGGCUUCGUUCAGAAGAAGCAUCUGCUAGCCUGCCUAAUCGGCGAGGGCGAAGUUGGACGGCAGCCAACGAGGAGGAAGAUGACGACGUAUUCACGACGGAGGAGGAAGCAGCAGAGGAGAACGUGGCGGCGCCUUGGGGAAGCACUCUUCAACGGUCGUGUGAUCAGAGCGAUGCGAAAAGAUUGGUGAUGCCCCCUCCGGAGGCGCAACAAGUGUGUGCGCACAACACCCAGAAGGCGAAGGAGGUAGUCGUCAAUGUCGGCGGCGAGGACGACGAGCCGUUGGAGAGCCGUAGACAGCGCAAUGUGAUACAAGCCGCGGGGUCUUCGGGCAAUGUUGGUGCCGUGGCGAGGGCGAGAGAAGAGGUCCCAGUUGUGGAGCGGAAGGCAGCGCGCGUCGACAACAAGGGGGAAAGGGAGGAUGAAGACCCCCUUCUAAGCCGGGUUCGGAGGGGAGGAAUGGCGAGAGAUCUGGCCGACCGUGCCCGCCUGUGGGUCGAUGACAAAGCGUUCUGGACGAUGGGGGAGGGGCGAAGGCUGUACAACAUCGUCCACAAAUUGCAGGAGUACUUUGUCGCCAUCGCCAGCGGAAUGCAAACGCCCCUCGUGCCCAGGAGCGUCGUCAUGCCGAAAUCAUCGACGACCCUCACAAGGAUUGCGGAUCCCGCACAACUGCAGCAGGCGAUUGCCCGCGCGAUGACAGCGGAGAAUAUCGCUCUGCGCGUCUUGCAUGGAUGGGUUUUCAAGUCCGGGAACCGCCCCCGAGGAUUCAAUGUCGCUUUCCAAUACGCGUUGGAGUCGGUGGCGACGGACAUUGCGCGCGUCAUGUGGAACGACGAGGAGUGGAGUAACGUCGUUAGCACGCCCGUUUGCGCGCACACAAUCGACCUGAACAUGGACUUGCCAUUGUGGUUUGCGGGCACGAGCAUCGAAGACAGGCCGAAGGACGACGACAUGGCAGCGCACCAGGAGUCUACCGUAAUAUGCAUCGCGCAUGCGUUUCGCGCCACGGUGCAAAUGGGCGGCAUCGUCGACGGCGGUUUCAUCUCGCACGAGCAUCUGUGUAGAAUUGCGGAUUGCUUCAGAUUGUUGUUGGCUGCUUGCAUGUGGUUGAUGCGCAUGGCGGGAGAUGAUGCGCGCAGCCACUACGAAGCCUUUUACUUCUCAAAGUUGGUCGCGAAGCCCACGCUAGUCGCGUCCAUGCAUCACGCUUUCGAUCAUCGACGGUCCAUUAUCCGAGCCACGAACGCUGUCACGGAGAGACUGGGGAAGGCGAACGCAACACUCGGAGAGUACCCGAAGUACAUCCCCGACUGGGCUUCCUGCGGCAUCGUCUUUGGGCAAAAUACGAGCAUAACGGGGCCAGAGGACGCGAAGAGGAGGGAUUGGUUGGGUUCCUGCCCCUUGGAGGACGACGACGACGACGAUGGAAAAGAGGACGCGUAGGGGGGGUGGUCGGGAGGGAGGUACGCCAAAAUCUGGUCCGGCUGCAAAGGCUC